AUGUGUGUUGCAGCAGAGAUCCUGUCCAGCGACAAGUGGCAGGCAAGACCACCAAAAUCCUCGUUGAAUGUGCGUCCGAAUGAAGGGCCCAAACAUCAAGCUUCCGGAAAACGUGGGUCCCUCCACCAGAAUCAUACAGUAACGACGUCCGGCAUUGCUCAGAAGCGAUCAAAAACGAUCCAACACAAACCGUCGGCAAGCACAACAUCGUUCAACUCGAAGGAUGUAGCGUCUGUAAAGCAAUUUCAUUGCUUAUCAGCCAAGAACGCGAAGGAUUCUCAAGCCAGCCCAUCCUCAUCGAAUCAUUCGAGAGCCUGCCGCUUGAUUACCUCGCAUGAGCAUAAACAUUGCCACGCCUCCAGGUUCCUAGGUACUGCAGUCAACGCCAUGGGCAACCCACCGCCAACGCUGGCAUGCAGUUUUUGUCUGCGUUUGUCUCAUUCUCCGCGCGAGCUCUCCUUAGGUCUACUUACCAGAAUUGCGGAACUUGGUAUUAGUCAGAAGAUGUGCUCUAGAAGAGUCGUUGGAAGCUGA
Molecule: messenger RNA, 534 nt
Organism: Cyclocybe aegerita
Lineage: Eukaryota; Fungi; Basidiomycota; Agaricomycetes; Agaricales; Hemipholiotaceae
Source: the annotation of a GenBank genome assembly